This is a messenger RNA of Hippoglossus stenolepis (Pacific halibut), 6045 nucleotides long. It is a transcript of the gene kif3b, whose product is annotated as kinesin family member 3B. The record is from RefSeq and is a predicted model, not a curated record. Gene Ontology annotation, molecular function: microtubule motor activity; ATP binding; microtubule binding. Gene Ontology annotation, biological process: microtubule-based movement. NCBI's taxonomy places the organism in Eukaryota, Metazoa, Chordata, Actinopteri, Pleuronectiformes, Pleuronectidae. The coding region runs from base 311 to 2596 and encodes 761 amino acids. The transcript is spliced from 9 exons.
UGGCUGAACCUGGCAACCCAGCCAACCCAGCCCAGCACAGUAUGAUGAGCAGCGGUGACUGGGAGUUAUGGAUUAGCUCACGUUCUUCUCCUCUGAACGCUACACGACCUGUGUGUGUCUGUGCUGUGAAGUUGUGUUUGUGUCGCUUUGGUUUCACGAGUCCAACGAGUUUUUACUUUUUGUUGGGUGACGUGUUGAACCCAUGUUGGUCCUCGCCACUAGCGUUAGCCAGAUUCUGAUGAGGGCAUUUCUACAGGCCAACUGUUCCUGACACUGCACUUGGAAGACGUGUGAGCUGCAGAUCCUCACCAUGUCCAAGAGCAAGAGUCCUGAGACAGUGAAGGUGGUGGUCCGAUGUCGCCCAAUGAAUGAAAAAGAACAGGCAAACAAAUUUGAAAGGGUCGUCUCUGUGGAUGUGAAACUGGGCCAAAUUGUUGUCAGGAACCACAGAGAAGCUUCAGCCAGCGAAAGUCCCAAAGUCUUCACUUUUGAUUCAGUCUACGACUGGAACUCCAAACAAAUAGAUCUGUACGAUGAAACCUUCAGGCCACUGGUGGAUUCAGUUCUUCUUGGCUUCAAUGGGACCAUCUUUGCCUAUGGGCAGACGGGUACAGGGAAGACGUACACAAUGGAGGGGGUGAGAAAUGAUCCAGAGAAGAGAGGGGUGAUCCCUAACUCCUUUGAGCACAUCUUCACACACAUCUCACGAUCCCAGAAUCAGCAGUACCUGGUGAGAGCAUCAUAUCUUGAAAUUUACCAAGAGGAGGUCAAAGACUUGCUUUCCAAGAACCAAGCCCAUCGCCUUGAGCUGAGGGAGAGGCCUGACACGGGCGUUUAUGUCAAAGACCUGUCGUCAUUUGUCACCAAGAGUGUGCGAGAGAUCGAGCAUGUCAUGAAUGUGGGCAACCAGAAUCGUUCUGUGGGUUCUACAAACAUGAAUGAACACAGCUCCCGAUCUCACGCCAUUUUUGUCAUCACUGUUGAGUGCAGUGAGUUGGGUGUGGACGGGGAGAACCAUAUCAGAGUGGGCAAACUGAACUUGGUCGAUUUAGCUGGCAGCGAAAGGCAGGCCAAGACUGGCGCUCAGGGGGAGAGGCUUAAAGAAGCCACAAAGAUCAACCUGUCACUUUCUGCUCUGGGGAACGUCAUAUCAGCUCUGGUGGAUGGCAGGAGCAGCCACAUCCCCUACCGAGACUCAAAACUCACCCGUCUGCUGCAGGACUCCCUGGGGGGCAAUGCCUGCACCGUCAUGGUUGCCAACAUUGGGCCGGCAUCCUACAACAUGGAGGAGACCUUGACAACACUGCGCUACUCCAACAGGGCAAAGAACAUCAAGAAUAAACCACGCAUCAAUGAGGACCCCAAGGAUGCACUACUGAGGGAGUUUCAGGAGGAGAUCGCCAGGUUGAAAGAGCAGCUGGAGAAGCGCUCAGGGGAAAAAAAGAAGAGGAAGCAAAGGAGGAGAGCUGGGGAAGGGAGUGAUGGUGACGAUCUGGAAGGAGAGACAGAGGAUGAUGAUGAAGAUGGAGAUGACAAAGGAGAUUACUGGGGGGAGCAGCAGGAGAAGCUGGAGAGAGAGAGGAAGGCCAUCAUGGAGGAUCACAGUCUGGUGGCUGAGGAGAAAGUUCGGUUGCUCAAGAAGAAGGAGAAGAAAAUGGAAGACUUGAGGAGGGAGAGGGAGGCUGGAGAGAUGCUUACAGCUAAAGUUAAGGCAAUGGAGAGUAAGCUUCUGGUUGGGGGGAAGAACAUAGUGGAUCACACCAACGAGCAACAGAAAAUGCUGCAGCAGAGGAGGCAUGAAAUCGCUGAACAGAAACGCAGCGAGCGAGAGAUGCAGCAGGAGAUGGAGAGUCGUGACGAGGAGACUCUGGAGCUGAAGGAGACCUACACUUCUUUGCAGCAGGAGGUCGACAUCAAAACCAAGAAGCUGAAAAAGCUGUUUGCCAAGCUGCAGGCAGUGAAGGCAGAAAUCCACGACAUCCAGGAGGCACACAUCAGAGAGCGUCAGGAGCUGGAACAGACCCAGAAUGAGCUCACCAGGGACCUCAAACUCAAACAUCUGAUCAUUGAGAACUUCAUUCCCCAAGAGGAGAAGAGCAAAAUAGUCAGCAGAGCUUAUAUUGAUGAAGAGGAUGAGCACUGGAAAAUGCAGCCCAUUACACGUAUAGAGGAUGAACAUCAGAUGAUGACCAGGCCUCUGUCUGCAGUGGGCUACAGGAGGCCUCUCUGUCACCACGCUCGCAUGGCCAUGAUGAUGAAGCCUGACACGAGAUACAAAGCUGAAAACAUCCAGAUACUGGACAUGGACCUUCCAACACGGACGACUAUAGACUAUCAGGAGCCGGUAAUCGCCCCAACGGUGGCAGCAGCUCUGAGGGACGCUCUCAGGGAUGAGGAUGAGAUCCAGGUAGAUGCCUUAGGCUUUUACAACAGUUUAGGACCAACCCCACCAGCCAGUGCCAUCUCCAGCCUCAAGAAACCAAAGUCUGGUCGACCCAGAACUGGUAAGAUGUCGAGCACCCCAACGUCUCCUUUCAGCCCCUCCAGUCCAGGAUCUCCUCUUUACCCACAAUGCCGCGGCCUGGUGCCCAAGUGACCGCUUCUGCCACUACUGUCACUACCACAACCUCUCUCGUGCACCUUUCCACUUGGACUCAACUUUGAGAGAAUGGGUUUGGUUUUAUUUAUUUAUUUUAUUUUUUUUACUACAGAAUCUGGGAUUCUGUAAACGUUACAGAAAACCUUAAUACUAAUGCUGCUUUGUAGGUUUUAACUGUAGCCACACCACUAUUAACUGUUGUCAUGAGCUUUUUCCUUUGGAGAUUUAAACCCACUCAUCCUGAGUGUGAGCCAAUACAACACCAGGACAGCAGCCACGCCUGAAGCCUCACAUCACUCCACACUGCUAUUAGCUGCUAUGAAUGUCUUAAAUUUCACAUUUACAGUGUUCUUAAUGUAUAAGAAAAAAAUUAAGGGGUGUUUUUGUGUUUGCUGAACAUUUGUAUGUCUGUGUGUCUUUCUGUCACACACUGAUUAUUGAACCUUCUGUUAAACUGCACUGUCUUAUUCUGAUGAUUUUAAGGUGCAGGUGUGUGGCGUUUUGUGUCUUUAAAGAAGUAGUUCCACAUUUUGGUAAAUAUACUUUCUUGCCAGAUGAGAUAAUCAGCACCACUCUCGUGUCUAUUAAAGCCUGAAGUAAUCAGCUUGUCUUGGCUGCCUUCACUGGUUGCCUAGCAACCUCAUGGUGACAAUGAGGCUCCAGGAAGUCUUAAUGCUAAGUUAAGCUAAUCACUUACUGGCUGUGGCUUCAUACUCUGUACAGACAUUAGAGUAACAAGUGAGGAUAUUUCCUAAAACAUUGGACUGUUUCUUGAGCUGUGUUUGAUUGUAAAUGUUAAGGCCAGAAAGUCGAACACAUUACAGACUUGGCCUGUCACCAGUUGCUGUAAAGAGUAAAUGCUGUUCUUCCUGGGGCACAUCAGAUGGAGGCAGGAGCGGUGGGAGAGAGCUGCACACAUUCACACAAACAUUCUGGGCUUAGCGACACUGCAGUAGGCCACCGGACAUCCCAGCGGGAGAUGAAUGCUAAGCACACCCUGAGUCACGGAACACUUUUCCAAUAAGGCUGUGGCUCAGGGUUCAUCAGGGUUCCACGAUGCCUUAACCUGUGCCCUUCAGCUCUGCUCCUUCAUUUUAAGGCCGCCCACACAUACUCACACGUUCUUCUCUGUCAGUGUUACUUUGUCUGCUCAUUCAUCAGGGAAUUAUUUUACAGCACAGUCCUGACAUUUCCAGUCGGACUGUAGGUAAAAUAUAUGGAGAGGCAGAGCAUGUGGGCACAGCAAUCAACUGGCCCUAGGUUUAAGGCUGCGGGCCACAGGAAGAGAAGGUAGAAGAGGGGUGUCAUGUUCACCUCCUCUACUUCUGUGUUGGUCUAACGGAACACUAAAAACCCAGCGAAGUGUUGAUAUCUUCACAGUAUUGUGGUGGUGCCACAAAACUCAGUCAAAACACUUUGGACUUAAAUGGAUCUGAAACUGACUGAAUAGGAAGAUGGAUGACUGGUCUCCACUUCCUCAGCAAACAUGGAAGGGGUGGGGUUUAUGAUCCAUACUGCAGCCACCAGGGGGCGAUCAAGAUGUUUUGACUUCACUUUUGGGAGCUGUCAUGUUGACCAUCUUUAUAAACAGUAUGAUCUGAACAUGAACCAUUCCAUUUGCCUACAGGUGAACAAUAUGCAGCUUUAACCUCCACUGUUCAGCCUGCCUCUCUGCUGCUCUUUGUCCCCCCCAACCUCUUCACUGAGGGGUGUUUUGUCCACUCGCAGCUACAGAGUAGGGUUGGGCAAUGUCAACUAAAUUGGCAUAUGACAAUGUAUACAGUGAACAGUGAACCAGUAUACAUUGUGAUGGAAGAUGAAAUUGGGGGGGGGGGGUCAUCUUAACAUAUUAAUUAACUCGUAGACACACACACAGACUCAGCUGACGUCUCUGACCCGCUACAGUGUAAAUGUUGAUUUGUUUGAAAUGCCGCCACCAUAUCAACACUGAUCACCACAUAAUGACCGAUACUUUUCUUAAAUGAGUAAAAUCUGUCUUCAUAGCUGCUCGCAUUCAUUUAGUAAUUCAGCCCGUCCUGACACCGCUCACUCUCUUUCUCUCUCGCGCGCUGACAGGCAGGUACACAUAUCCAAACCCAGACUGGGCAAAAACAACAGAAUUUGUAAAUUUAGACAAUGUAUGGAAACCUGGAGGAAAUGGUGGGGCGCACUUGUGUAGCGUGAUUCGUUUGGCAGUGCACAGCGCAAAUGAUGGAGACGGAGAGGAGCAGUAAAUUACUGACAGCUGGUAAAAACUGUAAAACAUCAUUUUUUUACAGUCCAAACCUUUAUGAAAAGACCCAAAAUAAACACUGUAAGCGGACUACUUGAUCACUAUAACUGAAUUAUUUUAACAGCAUUUGUAUAGGAUUAAGUGUUUUUCUACGUUAUAGUAGAAACUGAAAUUAUAGUCUUUGCGUGGCAGGCUGCACCCAUCUGUCAGUGUUGAACGGGGGGGCAUCACGGCUGUCAGCCAUCUUCAAUGGAUGAUGGGAUAGUCCAUCAACCCAACCCUAUGAGUUAGCUUUUACUGCCCACUGUGACUUUUCAACAGGCCUGGGUCAAAUGGCAAAUGAAAUCCUCUCAAAUACUUGAUUUGUGUAGUGGAUUGUUGUAGAGGCGUCACUAUGAAGCUCAGUUCAAAGUUGACAAGUACUGAAAAGUAAAGGCUCUCUCCUGCUGUUUGGCCAGCGCCUACAUACAGAAAUAUGUUAUGUAGUUAGAUAUGUAACAGUGAAUAUAGACUGGUUGAAAGGCAAUCCUCAGUCAUUUUUGCAGCUGGAAAAUAAUCUAGUCUAAUUUAUUAUAAUUUCUUUUUUUUAUAGACUGAUGUAGAUAUAAUUUUGUAUUAAUUUUCUUGAAAAUAAAUUGUUUUAUUUUUUGAGCUUUACAAUUUAAUGUUUACUUUUAUGUGAUACAAGUAUUAUUUCCUUUUUUGUAUACAGUAAGGUGCAGGCUUUUUGGGUGUGUGCGUGUGUACAUGUUUAAAUGUGUUGGUUGAUGAGUCUGCCACAGAUAAAAGCGUGAGUCACCUGUAGAUAUAUGUCACUACUGAGUAUUCACACAUUGACUGUACAUUUAUCUUCAUGAACACAAACAUAAUCUUUAAAAUAAGACCUCAUUAUUGUAACUACCACUGCAAUGCUGUGUACCUUGCGCAUGAUUUUAGCACGCUUGAGAAGAAUACAUAUGGUUGUGUAUUCAUCACUCACAGGAAUCUGAUUAGGAGAAUGUUAACAUCUUAAUUUAACUGAAAACCUUUGUGUGUGUGUGUGUAUCCUGUCGCCACAUCACUGGAUCGAACUGCAUAUCUAAAAUUUAAGUGACCAACUAUGAUGCUGAUGAUGCUCUUGUAGCCAAAUGACGGUUACUGGUGCACUUCUGUCUGUGUUCAAGUCUUUUACAUGUUUAGUUUCUUUUAAUUAUUAAAGACAAUUCAAUGAUAA